Messenger RNA from Oncorhynchus nerka (sockeye salmon), 2687 nucleotides. RefSeq names its product histone acetyltransferase p300-like. NCBI's taxonomy places the organism in Eukaryota, Metazoa, Chordata, Actinopteri, Salmoniformes, Salmonidae. Gene Ontology annotation, molecular function: protein binding. The transcript is spliced from 8 exons. The coding region runs from base 1873 to 2583 and encodes 236 amino acids. Gene Ontology annotation, cellular component: plasma membrane. The record is from RefSeq and is a predicted model, not a curated record. Gene Ontology annotation, biological process: integrin-mediated signaling pathway; protein localization to plasma membrane; T cell receptor signaling pathway.
UUCCUUUUCGAUGAAAGCUGUCAGAAAGUUCAUCAUGCACGAUGCGUUGAAAUGCCUUGCGCUCUCGACAGACACCACGAUACCCGCUGGCUGACUGACCCGUUUAGCUGGACGGACCGUUUCUGCGAUGUGAGCGUGAAUAAUUAUAUGAGAGCGAGAGAGAUAAUUCCACCUGACUCUCUUCCGAGACCGUCCACCCCUGAAGCUAAGGAAGACAUCCCGAGAGAGUGUAAAGGUAUGUAGACUAGCCCAAUCCUCUAUUAGUUGAUGACAACAGUAACAUUACCGGUAGCCUCCUGGGCUGUUGCCACUGGAAAAAGUUAUUCCGAGUUAUUGCGUUGAUUGUUUUGUGUAACUGCUUGGUGUAAUGACGCUACAUGAAAUAGCCAGAAUGAGAGGCAGAAGCUGACACCUGGAGAAAUACAAGAGCGGCGGAACAAGGCUACCCAUAGCUGUCUCUCUGCCUGGUGGAAUUACGCACGAUGGAUCAGGAAGAAUACUUUCUAGACUUCAAGUCCUUGAGGGCAAAGUUCCAGGAUGAGGAAGUGUUGCUGCUGAAGCAGCCCGGGACCAAAUCUGCUCUCCCUGAGAAACCUAAAGUCCUGCCUCCUCCUCACAGCCCUACACACUGCCUUCCUUCCCUCAGCUCCACAUCACACACACCCUCCAACUCGCACUCCCUACCGCGCAGUGCUCAACCUUCCCUCCUCUCCUCCCUUCAGGGGCCGGGUGGCAUCGCAUCCAGAGUCAUCGUCAAGGAGGAGAAGAAGGUGAAGAGCAAAGACAAGGAUGAGGUGAAAUUACUAGGUAAAAAGAAGGCAGAGGUGAAGGCUGGUAAAGAGAAGUCAGAUGAAAGGAUGAAUGGAGGGAAAGAUGUUGUAGCGGUGAGGUCAGAUCUGCUGGACCAGAAACAGAAGAAAGAAGCAGACAUGGCCAUGAAGAACAAGAAGGUGUCCCUGCUGUCCCCUGGGGGGUCUAAGGGGGGUAGUGUUGAGCUGGUAGACAUGUCACCACCGCCCAUAAACACAACAAAGAAGAAGGGUUUUCUGGGCAUUGGGAAGUCAGUGAAAAUAGGGAAGAAGAGGAAAGAGGGGAGAGUUGAGCUUCUUCCUUUCCCCAUACUGGACAUAGCCAGCCCAGACCUGGCUGACCCUGAACCUGUCAUGCUUCUAACCACCUUCGGAACACCAGCCCCCCCUGGUGAUAUACAUACCGUCAUUAUCCCACCUUCCCCAGCAGUACACAUUGUUCACUUACCCCCUGCCUCGAUACCUGCCUCAGUACUAGAUUCCCCCUUACCCCUGGAGCUGACUCAUAACCCAGUAUUUACCCUGUUACCCCCCACCCUGAAACCUGCACCAGCAGCUGAAACCAUUAGUCGUUACACCACCUAACCCCAUCCCAGUGAUCCCUGACCCUCCUAUCAUUGAUCACAUCCCUGAAACCCUCAGUCCUAAAACCCCAGCUGAAACCAUCCCAGCCCCUACCCUGCCAGUAUCAGUGCGCCCUACCCCUUCCCCUGUUACUGCCCCAUUCAGCCCAAUACCAGCUCCCCCAGUCACCCAUAUACUCCCUGCUGUCCCCUCCCCACCUCCACCUGUUAUCGCCACUCCAUCCCCAUCCCCACCCCCUGACCCUACCCCCUCCUCCUCCUCCUCCCCCUACACCUCCAGCUGCUGAACUUGACCCUGAGUCUGUAGUAGUGGAUAUUGCUGUUAUAGUCGAGACCGCUGCCUCUCCACUUCCCUCUCACACCCCCCUCCCCUGGCUGGUGACCCCUCAGUCGCACCCCCAUCCCUCCAGCCUGAGAGGCCCGUGGGGGUCCAGGAACGGCCACUCUCGGCCCUGUUGGCUCUAGGACGAGCAGAAGAGAUGAGUCCACCAAAAAAAAGAGGAUCAGAGAUAAUCUUCAAUGCCCUGGAGAAAGCUAAGAGGACGGUCACCAGCCCUCUUAUGACCCACAUCCCCUCCAGACCUGUCACGCCCACCAUAGAGGUCCUAACCCCACCCCCCCACAGCCCUAGCCCCACCCCGGUGAAAUCGCUACCUGAGCUCCCACCAAUCGACUACGAUGACCAGGCAGGGGCGGCGGCCCCUACACCCCUAAUACCGGCCCUAGUCAAAGGUAUUGACAUUACUGUGGAGAUUUCUGUUCCUUCAGCUGAUUCUGCUCUCAACAUUCCUGAGUUUGAGGAUGUAGGAUCAGAUGUUCUGGAAUUGGAAGCCCCGGAGUUCCAGCCUGCAGACUUAGUGGAAUUAGAGGUGUCUAAGUGGGGAGCCCAGGCAGAAGACAGCACCAAUGAGAGCUGUGGCAAUGCCUAUGAUGACAUGCCCUCAGCCAAGCAGAAGGUCAAGGGUCAACCCACCAAGAAAAAGAAAGGAACAGCGAAGAGUAAGACACAGGCACCUUACAACCCAUAUGCUGAGACUCAGCUUCCGACAGAAGAAACACCCAAGACUGACUUGUUCUUGAAGAAGACUGCCUCGGAAACCCCAGAUGAGAAACAAAUGAAAAAGAAAGAAAAACAACGUUUUGAGAAGAAGAAAGAACAGAAAGAAAGAGAGAGAGAAGAAGCAAAAUGAGAUGAAGAAGUUUAAGAUAACAGGUCAGAAGGAGGCUAUAUACCAGGCUACAGUGAUGGUAGAGUCUAAAGGACAUAAGAACGACCUGGCUGUGAAGAACGGGG